Molecule: messenger RNA, 2293 nt
Organism: Petromyzon marinus (sea lamprey)
Lineage: Eukaryota; Metazoa; Chordata; Hyperoartia; Petromyzontiformes; Petromyzontidae
Source: RefSeq, a predicted model, not a curated record
UGCCACACACACCACUCUCACACAUUUAUGGCAGAUUCUAAACCAUUGAUGCUGCUAUUCUAACCAAGGCUUAGGUGCGGUAGAUUUUGUAUUUGUUUGCCAAGGAUAUAAAGUCUGAAGGAGCCAACGUUACCAAUGGCUCAAAUACGCAUGAACAUGCGAGGGACACUUGCUUCGCCGGCGCUGACCGGGCUGCUGGCCGUGCUGCUGCUCGGCGUGGGCGUCUGCUACCUGUGGGCCGAGUCGCGCGUCUCCGAGCUGCAAGACCAGCUCGAGCUGGUGACGCUACUGCAGGAGCGUGCCGAGCAGACGGUCACCAAACUCGAGGACGAGGCGCAGGGCCUCAAGAGCCGCUCCCUAGAUGAUCAGAGCAAGGUCAAGCAAACCUCCAACGACCUCUCCAUAUGCCAGAGCAACCUGCAGUCCAACAUAGAUGAGAUGAGCAAGCAAAAGGAACAGGUUGCAGAACUGGACAAGUUGAAGGAGCAUACUACUGCCCUGGAGGCAGAAAAGAACAAGGUGGAGGCUGACCUUGACGCUGCUAAGAAGGACUGUGGUGCCCAGAUAAGUACCAUCCAACAAGAGAACGCACAAUGCCAGAAGCAGAAGACUGAUAUGCAGGCUGACUAUGAAGAAAGAAUUAAGCAGCUGACAAACAAAAAGAAUGAAGUAAAAGAAACGGAAAAAGCCGCCCCUAAGCCUUAGAAGAAGAAGAAUCCUCCACAAACAAGGCCUCAUCUUACAGGGCCCGAGGAAGAACGUGCUCAGCAGCCGGACCAGCAUCAUGGUGUUUGUGUCCAAAUGCCCUUCCAUUGCAACAAUGGUCAAUUCCCUUUGUUGCCGAUUGCAAUAGAACAUAUUAUUAACCUCUGCUGAUGAGCACUGGUCACCUGAAAAAAUGCAAAUCUACACAAUCAAUCUGAGCAAUUACAUUUUUAGAACAUCAAGUUACCAAGCACGCUUUAUAAUAACCCAAAUCCAUCAGCAAUUGCUGCAUAAUUUCAAAAUGAACAUUUUAUGUUCAGGAUAUUCCGGCGUCUGUAUAUUUUUGUGGGCUUUUUUGAUAAUCCACUUCUAAGUGUGAAGUUUGUUAAUUAAUACAUCUUCGUGUUGAGUUUCUAUGUGAAAUUUAACCUCCACAUAAAUAAUAAACGUUUAACUUAAUGUUUUUAGCAGUUUUCAUUUUUGAGGUCUAGCAGGGGCUUAUGUGAAUUACUGUAAGGAAAUUAUUCAUAGGCUGUUUUAUAAGCUCAACAUUUGGGAUGAGCACUCUCAACUAUUCUGCAAUGACGUUUUCAUUAGUAUUUGCUUGCAACUUAGUUCCAGCUAGUUUGUGUUUUUAUGAAUAUAAUGACCAGUCAAUACUUCUUAGUUUGCAAUAUUCCAAAAGAACGUACUUUUUUAUAUGCAUCAAAAAGUGUGUUUGUGAAAAAAAUGAAUUUUAGGGUUUUCUUUUCAUUGAUCAAUUAACCCAGGUUGGUAGAUCAUCACCAUGCCAAGUUGGUUUUAUAUCAGUGUUAUGCCAUACAUUGAAAAUUCAGUCAUUUUAAAUUGGACACUUUAAAAAAAUCCUGUGAAAUAUUUAAAAAAAGGGAGUGGUGGGGCAGGAGGUUGCACCAAUGCGCUACAACCCUGGCUCUUUCUGAGUUUUAUUCUUCGUCCACAGCUAACAUCGGUGGCGAAUCAAAUCUCAAUUUGUCCUGGGCCCCCUUCAUCCAUAUGCAUGGGCCAGUGUGAUAAAAUGUCCAAAAAACCCAAUUAUUGACAUGGCCUAGGGAAGCGUUAAUCCAGCAGUGGAUUGACAAAGCACUGAACAUUAUAUAUCUUUAUUUAACAUAUAUGCUUGAAUAUUUAACAUAUAUGCCUGAAUAUUUAACAUAUAUGCCUGAAGAUUAGAAUUGGCUGCAAUGGCACCCUGAGCCAGUGGUGUCCUGAAAGACAUUCCUUUACAACUGAUACAGAGCACUAGAUGGUUAUUUGAUUUUCUCACUGUGUAAAAUUUAUUCUUAGCUUUAUUAGUACUGUUAAAAGUCACAGUUUUUUCAGGGAACUAUUUGUUGUGUGGGGACAAAUUUCCUCAAUGGUCAGUAUAGCACUGGUAUGUAUUUUUAUAUUUAGAUUUUUUUUUUUACGUGCUGCUACCAACCCAAACUGGAAAUAUCUGAAAAAUAAUUUGUAAUAAUCUCUCAUUAGGAGAUGUGGUGUUAUGCUGUGUGGUGGGUUUAAAAUAUAAUGGUUGCUAAGGUGGGAUAUUGGUGAAUGAUCGAGGAUCAAUAAAUAUUUGUUAUACACA